CGGUCACAUGACUGUCAGCUGACCACGUGUGGGAGCAGGAAGGAAGACACCACAAGUUGUAAAUGUUCACAUUUAAACUACGGUUUAAGUUCGAGCUGAGUAAACCACAGCGUCCAAACAGACCAGAUGUCGUCCUCACCCUCCUCCACGUCUUCUGUCCCUCUAAACACGGGGGUUCAAAUGCCCGUCCUGGGUUUGGGGACCUACAAGUUGAGGGGUCCCGAGGAUGUCCACCGGGCUGUGGAUGCCGCCUUGGCUGCAGGUUACCGUGCCUUUGACAGUGCAGCUGUUUACAAGAAUGAAGCCGACUUGGGUCGAGCCCUGAGGGAGCUCCUGCCCAAAUAUGGCUUGACUAGACAGGACGUAUUCAUAACCAGCAAGCUGGGCCCAAAGGAUCAGGGUGACAAAGCCAUGGAAGGAGCUCUGCACAGCCUGUCGCAGCUGGACAUGGAUUACAUUGACCUCUACCUGAUCCACUGGCCUGGUACUCAGGGUCAGCUGGUGACCGAUACAUGCAACCCAGGCAACCGAGCUCAGAGUUGGGCCGCGCUGGAGGAGCUGCAUGACAAGGGCCAGCUGAAGGCCAUCGGAGUGUCCAACUACACACCAGCGCACAUGAGUGAGCUGAUGCAGACCUGCAGAAUCCCCCCUGCAGUGCUACAGGUAGAGUUUCACCCACGGCUGUGCCAGACAGAGCUGAGGAGUGUGUGUGACAAGUACGCAGUGUGUUUCCAAGCCUACUCCUCUUUAGGGAAAGGGGAGCUUGUCACGGAACCCAGUGUUACGGAGGUGGCAAAGAACUGUGCACGCACACCUGCCCAGGUCCUGUUGCGCUGGGCUGUGCAGCAGCAUGUCCCAGUGCUCCCAAAGUCCUCCAAUCCAGACAGGAUAACAGAGAACGCUGAACUUUUUGACUUCACGCUGAGCGACGCAGACAUGGACCGACUGUCGGCUUUAGACUGUGGACACAAGUACUGCUGGGAUCCUUCAGAAGUGGCUUGAUAGACCACUAGUCUGCUUCCAUUGGGCCUUUUUGGUUGGUUUGUAAGCAAGACAACACAAAAACAACAAGAUGGAUUAUCACAAAACUUGGUGUAAGGAUGUGGUUUGGAAACAAUUAAAUGUGGUGCAGAUCUGGA
Hippoglossus stenolepis (Pacific halibut) is the source of this 1139-nucleotide messenger RNA. RefSeq lists its product as uncharacterized. Gene Ontology annotation, molecular function: oxidoreductase activity. The coding region runs from base 127 to 1002 and encodes 291 amino acids. Lineage: Eukaryota; Metazoa; Chordata; Actinopteri; Pleuronectiformes; Pleuronectidae. The transcript is spliced from 6 exons. The record is from RefSeq and is a predicted model, not a curated record.